This is a messenger RNA of Alligator sinensis (Chinese alligator), 2621 nucleotides long. Its product is annotated as homeobox protein NANOG. The record is from RefSeq and is a predicted model, not a curated record. The transcript has 6 exons. Lineage: Eukaryota; Metazoa; Chordata; Crocodylia; Alligatoridae. Gene Ontology annotation, molecular function: DNA-binding transcription factor activity, RNA polymerase II-specific; RNA polymerase II cis-regulatory region sequence-specific DNA binding. Bases 1 to 1002 code for a protein of 333 amino acids. Gene Ontology annotation, biological process: regulation of transcription by RNA polymerase II.
AUGCCUUAUUCCCUCUCUCACUUACUGAGUGUAGGUUCUGCUAUCUCAGUUCUGAGGAACUCCACUGACAUCUAUGUGGUGAAAUGCUGCCCCGAGCUGUGGGUGGGCUACGGGGACAACUGCUACCUCUUUUGCAAGGAGAGAAAGGACUGGAAUUCCAGCCAGGAGUCCUGUGCUGCAGAGAGCUCAUCUCCUGGUGAUCAGCGACACCCAGGAAAUGAUCUCUCUCCAGCUUCCUCCAGCUCGGGGAUGUUCAUUCAAUACACCCCGGACUCUGCCACCAGCCCCAAUGCAGAGCCCCUCUCCCCACACCUUAACCCCCAGAGGAGUGGGGCAGGAGGUGAGGGAGGAGUGAAGAAAGCCAAGACGCGGACAGCCUUCUCCCCAGAGCAGCUGCAGAUCCUCCAUCAGCGCUUCCAGAGCCAGAAGUACCUCAGCCCCUACCAGAUCCGGGAGCUGGGCUCAGCCCUGGGGCUCACCUACAAGCAGGUGAAGACAUGGUUUCAAAACCAGCGGAUGAAGUAUAAGCGAUACCAGAAGGAAAGUCAAUGGAUUGAGAAAGGCACAUGCCUCCCUCAGAAUGGGUUCUAUCAGGCUGGAUACCUGGAUGUCGGCUCCGGUUACUACCAAGGCUGCUCUGUCAGUGCCAACAGGAACAUCCAGACUGUAGCCAAUGUGCAUCAGGCCUAUAAUAGCAGCCCGGCCUACAGCAGCAGCCAGAGCCUGUACACUUUCAUGGCCAUUGAGGACGAGGGGACGUUCUUUGGGAAAGCUGCAAGUCCCUGCAACACCCAGCAAGCUGUGGGCUUCCUCAGCCCGCAGAAAGUGAACUUCUACCAUGGCUUCCCCACAAAUGUGGAUUAUGCCAGUGUGGAGUUGGAAGAAAGCUACAGUUUCCAGAAUACCCCUGGCACUCCAGUGUCAUUCCCGGGCUCUGGUGUGCGGCAGCCAUACCAGCCGGUCUGGCACCCUCAGGGCACCCAAAGCAAUUACAAUUCCUAGGCCCUUUCUGGUUCCUUUUCUGCUCCCACUCGUGUCUGCUUUCUCCUUUUAAGUCUCUCAGGGUCCUGAUCCUGCCAGGUGCCUAGUGCCCCUAGUUACAGCAGAGGCUCUGCACUUUGCAGGAUCUGGCCUUCUCUUCCUUCUUAUCUGUAAGAGUUGCCUGUCUGGUUAUGUUCUGGAGUAUAUGCACACAUGUGAUGAAAGGCAGCUUCCAAGCUGUUGGCCCUGGCUGGCUCCAGGAAUGGAUUGUUGCUUUUGCUGAUGUCAAGCCAUCCUUGUGGACAAGUGUGUGCGUGCUGGAAAUUGGAGUAGGUGGGUGGAACAGGCCAGUUAUGCCAUUAAGUCCUCUUCUGACCUCUUGUCCUGGUACAGAAGGAUCUACUAUAGAUCCUUUCCAGGGCUCUAGUGAGUCCUUGGUCUAUGGAUCCCUGCAAUAAAGCUUCCCUGGAGAAGACUCUCCCAGCCAUAGCAGAGCCUUUGCUGUGGGGGGAAAAACUUUUGCUAAGCUUCUAACCUCAAACUUCCCUCUCAUCUGUUUGUGUGUCUUUUGUUUUUUUUUUUCCUUUCGGUCCUGGUAUUUCCUCUACCAACUCCUAUGCUGGUUGCAUGAUGUGCCUUAUCAGAGGACAUGUGUAUGCCUUUUCUGAGGGCUAGAUAUGACAGUUCCACUGCAUUCCCAGCUAAAAUGACUCUAAUCCCUUUCUCUCAUUUUAGGACCUCGAUGUCUCAUUCUGACAAGGGUUUACAAAAUUCAGAGCAAGCCCAAUCCUCAGCUGCUGCAAGUCAGGUUAUGUACUGUAAAUCUAUUUUCAGCUAAGCAUCUGGCCCAUGGGUUGAAUAGUAAUCUAAAUUGCAUUUAUCCUGUAUAUAAGGACAGAGUGGGGAAGGAAAAAGAAAAGGAAAUUGUGGCCUGCCAGAUCAGUAUUGUCAUCCAGACACUUGUAGUGUUUGCAAAAUGGCUCUGUCUUGUGCCUGUCAGUUGUUAAGGUUGUGCCUUUUGGAGACUUCCUGUCUAGCCAGAUGGUUCUUCAGUUCUCUAAUUGUUCUUCCUUAUUCUGCCAACCCAACACUUCUGAUUGCCUUAAUACCCUGCCAGGGAUCUAAUACCAGCAUACCCAUCAUGGUGAGAGCAGCAGAUGUCCUCAAGUACCUGUCUAGUUCUCUUCUAGAUAACUCAUUAUCUAGGCAUGAAGGAUCUCUAGCACUUCACAAAUCAUAAUGCAACACCACUGGAAUGCAGCCACCUCUGGGGUGGAGCAUGGCAACCAGGUAAAAACACUUUAGUUGUUUCAAGCCUGAUGUUUGGGUCACCUAAUAAACUAGAAAUGAGGGGGGGAAAUCCCAUUAGGCCUAGCCCACUGCCUCCGUAGGCAGUGCAGCAUGGCUUCUUACAGUUGCUUCUCUGGUCUUGAGUAACUUGAUAAAUGGGGGCUUUUAUCAGUUCCCUAGGGGGAGACCUUUUUUCCCCCCACAUCCUAAUUGGGUUUUUGUCUUGCAUCAAGGGCAGACACUUGAGUUUCUUCUGGUGUCAGUAUUGGUUCUGUAGGGGAGAAGUGGGUGGACUUCUUUUAAAAAACAUUCAAGUUGUUGGGGUUUUUGGUUUUGUGGUUUGUUUUUUA